AUGCCAGAUGCCGGUCCCUCCCAGUGGUCUGUUGGCGAGGUGUGCACCUGGAUAACGACUCUGGGACUCCCUGAAUAUGUCGCAGCGGCCUUCAAGGACAACGCGAUUGCAGGCGCAGACCUGCUCGAGCUCAGCGACGAGGACUUGAUGAAGGAGCUGGGUUGUAAACCCUUACAGGUCCGCAAGAUCCGCAACUCCCUGGAGAAGAUGGGUUUCAGCAAGCCGGUGACGGCUGCAGACACGCCAGCUGCGGACGCCAAGGCGGCGGUGGCGCCUGCCCCGGCUCCAGCCGCGGCAGCUGCUCCCAGCGCUCCUGCGGCCGCCCCCGAGCCAGCAACAGCCAUCGUCCCUGCCGCAGCACCUGCACCAGCGGCGUCUGCACCGCCCCCACCCGCCGGCUAUCCUGCCGACUACCCGCCCCCCUCCUCCGCGCCCUACCCUCCCCCCGGCGCGCCCCCGCCCUACCCCUACCCCGCCGCCGCCCCGCCGCCGCCUGCGGAGGAGCCGAAGAAGAACAACGGCAAGAAGGUGGCGGCGGCGGCGGUGCUGCUGACCCGGCCCAAUCGCAUGAUGCGGAGAGGCAUGAUGAUGAUGAACUAG
This is a messenger RNA of Chlorella variabilis, 600 nucleotides long. RefSeq lists its product as hypothetical. NCBI's taxonomy places the organism in Eukaryota, Viridiplantae, Chlorophyta, Trebouxiophyceae, Chlorellales, Chlorellaceae. The record is from RefSeq and is a predicted model, not a curated record. Gene Ontology annotation, molecular function: protein binding. Bases 1 to 600 code for a protein of 199 amino acids. The transcript is spliced from 4 exons.